Molecule: messenger RNA, 32147 nt
Organism: Xyrichtys novacula (pearly razorfish)
Lineage: Eukaryota; Metazoa; Chordata; Actinopteri; Labriformes; Labridae
Source: the annotation of a GenBank genome assembly
CACAGAUGCUAAAGAAGCCAAAAUACAGAUUAAAAUAGCUGCAAGUAGUUGUAGUUAGAAGCGUUAUACUGCAUGAAGGAGAAGCAGUCAAAAUGCAAACAUUUUACAGGUUUAAAUCAAUAUCAACAUAUCUGACUGAUGGGUAAAUUUCGAGAUAACAAACUCCAACCAUAAACUAACCAGAAUCUGAGAAGUGAAAUAUGCUGUUUCUACUCUUUUAUGGUUAAGGUAAAUUAUUUUAGCACCAAUUCAUGUUUGUCAGCCUCAUAAGGACCAACUGAAACCAAUGACAAGGAAGGAAUGCUGAUUUUGAAAAAAAAGGUUACUCGUCUACCAUGGUCAUGAUGUAAACUGCAGAAACAUUGGUAACACUUUACAAUAACCAUAAUUUAUAAAUGAUAAAUAGAUAGUUUAUUUAUGUUUAAUCAUCAUUUAAAAACAGCAUAUAGACCAAUUAUGAAUGUCAAAUAGAUAGUUUAUUAGUGUAAGUUAAUAGUUACUUCACCAUUAACAAGCAAUAAAAUUGUGAUUAAUAAUUUUCAUUAAUUAUUAAUAGACUAUUUAUUAAAGGUUUAAAUAUUGGUUGUAAAACAUCUAGAUUAAAAUGUGUGUCAGUAGCACUUUGUAAAUAUUUAAUAUUUGGUUUUUAAACCAUCUAUAAACAUUACUCAGAUGGUUAUUGUAAAGUUGCAACUGAUGUUUGUAAUACUUUGUAAAUGAAAAAAAAACACGUCUUUAUUUCUCUCUCUCUCUUUCCUUGUGGCCAUUAAGUGUUUGAGACUCGUCUUAAAGGGCGAUGGCUUCUACACUUACCCACUUACUGAUCAUUUCUGAGCUAUGCUUUCAUAGACUGAAAUACUUCACACGUCUGAAAUGCUUGUCUGUGUUUAAUAUUGUCUCAAAAAUGUUGGGAGUAGUCUGGUGUGAUUUCAAUGACAGGUAGUCUACUGCACAGCAGAGACCCACGGUGUCCACUUGGGGGCAGCAGAUUUCUUUCUACAGGAACUCGCAUCACGAACAAAAGGGGUUCUCGGAGUAAAAUUUCACAUUAUAUUUACUUCAUUUUGAGUUCGAAGGAUACUCUAGAGUUGAAAAUAGCUCCAAACACGUUUUAAUGAGCUUUUAGGAGUGUAUGAGUCUAGGCCACUUAAGGACAGGUCCUUGUUUUUCGCUUGUCAGACUACAAUCAAACAUUACACUCACAUGUACACUAACUAUUGUAUCUUAUACUUCUCUAUUAGGCUUCUUGUUCAGGCCACACCCUUGGCAGAGCCGACUGAACACGUCGGACCAGUGAUGACUCCCAGAGGGUGUGCCCUGCCGCUGUGAACCAGCCUAAUGUUCACCUCUUGUUGCUCCUCACAGGCGGGUAGUUUUAGCCCGCAGUCCUCCCCCUCCGGACCUCAGAGAAGCGGGAGAGCGGAGCCGCAGCAGCAGCAGCACCAGAGCAGAGAGUCUCUGAGGAGGGAAGAGAAGUGUUUUUUUCCCCAGCGGAUUUUCCUUUUGUUUAUAACCUGUGCACAAGCAGCUCGGACUGAAUCUGUGAGGCUCUCCUGUAAACAUGGGGGACGUGGUUUCCUCUCACCUGGAUGAGAGCAGGAGGGAGAUGAUUACAGGUAAGCAGCUGGAGGGAGACAGUUUCCCACGGACUUUAGUUCUCUUAGUCAGUCCUCAAGCAGCACUAAAUAUACAUUUAAUUCACCUUAGGUGAGUCUUUCAUCCUUUGGUUACACUAUUACAUAAUCUGAGGUUCACUUUGUAUUUUUAAAAUCCUGUCUUUUCUAGUUCAUCUGUCAAUCUUUUUUGUACCUAUAACUUAUGCAGUCUCCACUUACUUUGGAAACAUAAUCCACUGCUGUAUUCAGUGGUUCUCAACUGGUGGGUCCUGACCCAAAAGUGGGCAGUGGACACAUUCUGAAUGGGUCACAAACAGCUGGUCAAAAAAGUAAAUAUGUUAUGCACAUCUGAUGUUUCACAUGUCUUUUAUUUUGAAAAAUAGCUUAUUUUCUGCAAUUUGAUAUAUAUUGAUAUUUACUGAUGCAACUUUAGUAGUUGCCAUCUUCAGUUCAUGUGCUCUGAAAUGCACUUUACUCAAUAAAAUGGGUGUAUCUAUGUUAAAGAUUUGAGUCUUUAAAGUUUUUUUUAUAUAUAUAAAAAAUAAAUUUGCUUGGUUUGAAUUCUAUAAAAGUGGGUCGCUACAUAAGGAUCAUGGGAAAAUUUGGAUCCCAGAGUGAGACCAGUUGAGAAACACUGCUGUAAACUAUUGUUUAACUUAGCCGUCUGACUGGCAAAGAGGGAAAAACAAAUCAGCUUUAAUCUCCCUACAUGAAAAAAAGGAUCAGAUAACUACUUUUUUUAAUCAUUCUUAUCAUUUCUUAUCAGAAAAUCCCUCUCAACAACUGUCACCAAUCCCUUGUAUCAUUCAAGGGCAGACCUUGUCAGUCAUAUCAGUGCAUUGUUACUCUCCUUGAGAAGUUUCCCUCAGUCCUAAUCUCUGUUGCAGGCCUAUUUCUCAGAGAUAAUAAGUAGGUUUCCCAAAGGGGAGCAUGCUUGUGUAGGCCUGGGACUGGCUGCUAUUUAAGUCUCAGAUUGCUGCAGCCUCCCACCGUGAACCACUGUGAACCGUGCAGGUCUGUGUGGUUAUUUGUAAUGCAUGGGCAGCUGAGCACAGAGGACACAGUGCAGAGGCUAAAACAUGCCCAUGAAUCUGGAGAUGAACUGCUGAAAAUAAAAGGACUGUCAUUGGAGCGGAGAGGAAACCUAUUUGUUUGUAUUUUGGAGCUGGCACUCAGGCCCUCCAGACUUGUACUUGGCAGAAAACCUGGAUUCAGAGGCAUUUUAGCCUCAGUUAUGUGCGUAUGCUGGCAUGCAUUCUUUUAUGAGGAAACCACUUCUGGAAGCAAAAGAUUAUGUUGUUGAAAUCAAGGCUUUCAUUGUGUUUGUUGUUGCCGUCUUUGUUUUUCAAACUGGAAAGAGAAAUACUUCUUAAAACAGGAACAUUGACACUGUUAGGAAGCCUCCAUUCCUGAGAGACACACCACACAACCUAAAGACGUCCCUCUAGAUCGAGGGAAAUACGUCUUUGGAGUUUGGGAUUUCACCAAUUUUAUACAGUGAACACUUACCAUACAUGCACACUUAACACAGAGUGUUUCCCGCUUCUGAGUGGGGUUAAGAAAAAGAUGAGCCCACACUUGAAUAGAUGAGUCAGUUUAGGAGGGAGAUCGAGGGUGAAGCUGCAGAGGUGAAGCAGGUAGAAACAUGUCACAAGAUUAAUAGCAGCCUGGCUCUCACACGCCCUUCCCCUGUGUCCUCUUCUCCCGUUAUCCUCUGUCUUUUUCCUCUCCUGCCUGUACGCAGGUAUUAGUGUUAAACAGUAUAAAGAGAAACAGUGAAUAAGGACUAAUCAGCAUUUAUGAAUAAAGAGUACAUACACAUGAGCAUGAAAUGAAUGAUAAUAUUCUGGUUAGUUUUAGUAAGUAAUUUUUAAGACAACAUAUUCAACAUCAUUGAAACACUCUUGUGGAACAAAAAUGACUUACUUGUCAGUUGAGUUAUCAAAGUUUUUAUCACUGCACGAGCAGAAAGCCAGUCCUAUGUUGUGUCAAAGGUGAAGCAUGGCCGACAGUGACAGCCAUAGUAGUAAAAUGCUCCACUACCUGGAUCUAAACAAGCACAUAAUGUAAUAGAUAGCAUCUUGUAGCGUGGCCUGGUUUGACAGUAUUUUGAUCUAGAAAAUGGAGGUUAAGUUGUUUGUACGCUGUGUCAGUUAACUCAAUCAGAUCAAUGCAUAACAUCACUAAAACCAAACCAAUUUUUAACUUUAAAAGUGGCCAUCAAAUCUGGACAUGAGGAUUUCUAGAUGGUUUAGAGAUCUCCCGAGGCAGUAGACCAGUCAACUGGACUUCUAAAACUUCCUAAGAGUUGGAGAAGUUUCUGGUGGCUUCAAGAAGGACUUAGUGUAUAUCCCAAAUAAGUACUAGCAAACUAAAAAUAUGAAGAGAAAGACAGUAGAGCUUGGCUUAGGUACCAGUCAGCAAAGGAAACUCUUAAACAUUAAAUCCAGUAGGAGCCAGAACAGUAGAUGAUCUCUUUAGUCUUGCAGAGGCACUGGACAGAAAAGUGUUUGCCUUUUAUAAAAAAAAAGAUUUGUAGACUUGAAAUGAGCUCACAGCCCUGUCUUAAGGAAACUCUAGGGGAUACUCAACAUUGUGAGCCAUCCAGCACCUAAUAAAAGCAGGAACGUCCAUAUUCCUGGUGGAAAGUCAAGUACAUUUUUAGUAUGUUUGGUUUUUCACCAUCGAGAUUCAGUUUCCUCAAGAUGCUCCUGCUGUGUUAAAUUGAACGUUAAGUUGAGAUGAAGUUAACACACUGUAGCGUAAAGUACACUGAUCCUCUGGAAAAUCCUGGACUGUGGGUUCUGAGGAAGUUUCUGAGCGAAGAAGCUGAUGUUUCACAGGAAAAGUGAGGUAGACAAAAGUACUGGCACGGUAUCAGUGGUAACAUGGGCAAUGUACCAGGCCAUUGUGGUGAGAGGGGAGCGCAGUCCAAAAGUACAGUCAGUAAGACUUGGUUCCAGUCCUCGGAUAUGGUCAUGGCUUUAGGUAUCGCAAUGAGACUGAGGAUUCAAGAAGUUCAAUGCAGUGUCCUUUGUAGAGACGGUGUCUGCGAGAGUAAGGAGUGCAGAAGCAGAAACAGCUACUCCUCACAGUGGAAGGAGCCAGUUGAGGUGAUUCAGUCAUGAGAGCAGGAUGCCUCCUGAUAAAGAUAAGGAAGUCUGGAUUUUGUAAUGUUUAGCCUGCUGCCAAAAUGACCCAGUCUCAGAGAGGCAGCAAAAAAAAUGGAAAGCUGCGUUGUCUUUUCCAGGUCCCUAAGUCCAGGAUACAGUUAAUUUGGUUACACAACAUAUUAUUGUGUGUUUCCAUUUGCAUUUUCCCAGUGGACAUGGCUUACAUUUUAUUGUUUGCUAGCAUCAAGUUUCUUGGUAUGGUCAGGUCUGUUUGUUAUUCUUUGGGUUGGUGUACAAUGUAAGUCCAAAAGAAACAUCGAAAACCGGUUGCAUGAAUAACCAAGACAAUUUGUGGAGACUCCUUCGGUUGUUGUUGAUUCCAUCACAUCACCUCCAGUACCUCAAGAAGAGCUUUGGGUGAGAUAUCUUAACAACUGUACAGUAGGUUGAGAGAAAUUUGGUUUGAACAUUUUUUCCAUUUGUGGCUUUUGGACUCAUAGCUAACUCACAUAAAUAAAACCCCACUUUACACGACAGUACAAUUCAACUAUCUGAAAAAAGGGUGAAUUUUAAGAACUGUCCCCUUUUCACCAGUCGAUGGGAUGUUCUUUUAGUUUUCUCAGAUUCUGGUAUAACAGGAGGGAAAAAGAAAUCCAUAAGAAACAGGGAUGGAUACUAGGAUAUAAGUGAAGUGCAGCCUGUCUCUUGAUGAAUUUGCCUCAAUGAGCUGAUGCAGCUCAGGCGUGACUUUGUUUUUAUUCUGUGCAGGUUGUGCCAAACAUAAUGAACCAGCCCCUUUUUGAGAGCGACAGCAGAAACACAUGGUGUAGUAGACAGUGGAGCCUUUGUGAUUGAACAAGUGUGGUAUUUUUAAGUGUAGUUAAUCAUGAAACUGGUUAAUCGCUUCAUCUAAAGUUGGAGGUUGAUACUGAUUGAGUCAGAAUGUUAGACAGUUGCUUUCUCCAAACAACCUUUUUAAUCAAACAAUACAGAGGGAAAUGUGCUCUCUUCUCCUGGUUCUGGUCCUGGGGCUGCAGGAUUUUGGACCAGCCGAAGAGUCUUUAAAGACUUGUUAAGACUUAUUAAAAACAGCUCUGAUGGAGGAUUUCAGUAAACAGUUAGAGCAGGUAGUCCUGGAGCCCAUAGGAACUGUUCUAACAGAAGUAUUUAUAUCAAAACUUGGAGAACUGAUUACAGUUCUUAUUUAACACUCAGGUAAAGUACUGUUGGUGCGUACAAGAAAUUUGUCUAAAAUAGUCCAAACUAGGGCUGGGCGAUAUGGCCUCAAAUCAAUAUCACGAUAUAUUGAGCUGUUCACCUCGAUAACGAUAAAUGGACGAUAACUACUCCAAAAGCUGCUCACCCCCUACCACAUUAACUUUGUCUAACUCAGCCGCCGCUCCAGCCGCUAAAACUUUUGAACUGUCCUCCAUCUCCUCACCUGUCUUUCCCUCUUUGUUACCGACUGGAUGGGGUGGAGUCAUGUCUCUGAUGUAGGACAGUGUCUCAAAAGGGACAUAAGACCAUAGCCUACCUACACACAUCCAAAACCAACCUCGAUUUAUGUUUUUGACACCAAAUACAGAUAUGGGCAUAAUGACGUUGAUUUUUUUCGUAAAUUUUUGGUUUUUGGUUUAUAACCCAGCCCUAGUUCAAACAUUAUAUGGAUUAAUGCAAUUUAGGAUGAAACCAACAACAGGUCUGACUAGACAUUUAACCUCCUGACUGUUUCUUACACUCUGAGCACUUUAAUUCAACCUUCUCCGUAGAGUAUUAUGGUUUGGUAGUUAGCUUUCCUCAACAGGAGAUUUAGGGAGAGACUUAGUUUACCUGUCUUACUAUCUUGCCUCAUAUUUCCUGUGACCUGUCCACCCAUCUCCCCCUGAUACAGCACAGUGUUUUUAAUAACUUUAUGUGUCCCUGUCCUGUCUCCUCCACAUUCUCGCCCCGCUCUUUCUGUCCUGUCAGCUCUUUCCUUCCUGCACUCCCACUGCAGGCCGGCUGCCUCCUUCCUGUGCUGUUCCUUCCAUAAACAGAUCACAGUCAACACUGUCUGCUGCUGACCAAGUCAAACACAGUUAUCAGCUCAAAAACGGACAAAUUUUUUUUUUUCAUCAAUGAAGUGUGGGAAAGGAAAUGCAGGUUUUUGGGAUGCUGUGGAAAAAGAUGCUGAGUCAGCUUUAAUGCACUACAGAUUACAUCGAUUCAGGUUGAACGAUUCACAAUACAGAUGACUCCAAUCAUUUUCAGUUCACAUUUUGAAUAUGCUCAUCACCAGGGGUGGGAAUUACUAGUGGCCCCACAAUACAAUAUUAUCACGAUACUUGGGCCACGAUACAAUAUUAUUGCGAUACAGUGAGUAUUGCAAUACCAUAUAUUGCGAUUUAUACAAUUUUUCCAACUGUUUAGCUAAUUUAACAUCUGUCUUUCCUUUAUGUUUGUCUUAUUUACACAGUAUUUUAUUUUCAUGUAGCUCAUCUUGCAAACCUAACGUAUAUAUAUUUGUUGUACUAACUUUCUCCUGCUCUGUGUCACCUCUGCCAACUUCACUAAACAAAAAGUUGAUUUUAUUUUUCCAUUGUCAUAGAUUUGACUUCAUAUUAGCAGUUAAUUUGAAAAAUCGAUACUUGGUAAAUGAGACGAUACGAUAUAUCAUCAGACAAAACAUCACGAUACUAUGCUGUAUUGAUUUUUUCUCCCACCCCUACUCAUCACAGUUCAAAAACAGUUAUUUUGUCCAACAGCAGACAACCACCAAACACUGAGCAGGACCUUUAUUAAAUUUAAAGCUACAAAAUACUCAUUAAGUUGUGCUGACAGUAUUUACAAAGCUGUAAUUUUUCUCAAACAUCAUUUGACUGAGCUGUGUGUUUUAACUAUGCAAAAACUUUCUGUCCUAAAAGUUCUCCUGAUGACCGAUCUUGAACAAGCUGCCAUGUUAUUCAGUGAUAUGUGAGCUGUUCUGAUAAAAACAUUUGUACUAUCUCCUUAUCAGAGCUGAACAAGAGUCACUUUGUAUUCUUUUCAAGGCCUCAUUUUAAAUUUAUCGUAUUUUAACUUUACAUAAAGACAUGAUAGCAGCAGAGUUUUAUGGUCUUUCUGAUGAGACUCCAUUUGUGACAGUUUGUCUCUACAGGAGGACCAAGUCUCCUCAUCUGCAUCCAGUUUAAAAAUUAACCUCAGAGACAUGUGGUUAAAUUGUAUCUAUGUUUGACAUUUGUGUCAACUACCAUUAUCUACGAUUAUAAGCGUUAAUGCACAAGUUGGUUGCUUUUACACAAACAUAGAUACAGCAUUCAGAUUUUGAUAAGUUAUAGUGCUGUGGACUUAAUCAUGUGUCUGUUUUUGUGCCUCUGCAGCUCGGACCAGAGAUGUGAUGAAGGACUUCAGUGAUAUUUAUGAGCAGCAGUACGCAGUUGCUCUCUUCAACAGUGUGCGCUAUGAGAUCGAGGGAGGAGGAGGACCGCAGUCGCAGCUGCUUCACAGAAAGGCAAGUGCCCGGCUUUAGGAGGGAAAAGAGGUCUAAAUCUGCUCAAGGCUGGAAAAUAACCAACUUUACUAUCUUAGCUGCAACUUGACCAUUUUCCUACAGUCUAGGAAAGCACCAAGCUUUGUGUUCCUCAGUCAGCAUUUAAACGAACUGGGUAAAGUUGUGAUGGUCUAUAUACCACCACAUCCCCCAACAAUAGAGACUUUUGCUUCACUUUGAGUUAAAUUUCAGCUGUCCUCUCUUCUGUUUUGGUCACUGAAUGAACUAAAGGUUCACAUUUUCAGUCAGCGAGGGGGAAAUGGGGCACAUUUCACACAUGAACAGAGAUGCUGUUUGGAAUUCAUGAUGGCGGCUGACCUGCUCUGAUCCCCAUGUGGAGGACAGCUGCUCAUGUGUGUUGUGAUAGGAAUGCCAAAAGAUGCAUUCAUUAGCAAACACAAAAGUAACUGAUGGCAAAUACUGUCCUGUAAAGAAACAGCGGCUCAUUUAUUGGGUGGCUCUGAGGUGAUGAUGAAGGCAGUUUUAACCUGAGAGAGUGCCUGUGUUUUAUGAACAACCUCAGCACAGCAUGUUUGCUUUGUGUCACAAUAUAGAUAGUAUAAGACAAAACAUUACUCACAGAUAUCUCUGAAUUUCCAGGACCCUCUGGCAGGCCGCUCCAUCUUCUCAGGAAAUCUGUUCCAGCAUCUGGAGGAGAACCGAAAGUUCAGGAAUCGCUAUGUAUCCGUGCCAAACAGAUACACCAUCAGCCUCUAUGAAAACAAAGCAGUGAGUGCACUUCCUAAUUUUGCUUUGGGGUCAUUUUGGCAUUUUUGUUAAUGCAAUUUAAAGUGAUUUUGGCCUUGUUAACAGGCACAUGAGCGAGGCCUUCAUCCCAAAACAACCAUCGACUGUGCUGGCUACAAGGCGCUGGCCUCAAUGGAGGAAUACAUGGAGCUUAUUAAUAACAGCCUGCCAGGUAGGUAAAAGACAGGGGGAGAAAAAGGAAAGGAACUCUAUUUGCAAACCUUGGCAUUUUAAAUUCAUGGCUCCUUCUGUCCUCUGAAGGUAUUAAGGCCAAAGUUGGAAACCAUCCAUUUAUCAAAUGUGCAACUGAGUUCCCCCUCAUCCUCUGGCACCCAUAUGCCCGCCACUACUACUUCUGUGUGAUGACAGAGAAGGAGCAGAAGAAGUGGCACGCUGUGCUGCAGGACUGCGUCCGACACCGUAACGAUGGUAACUACACACACACACACACACACACACACAUGUACAGUGACUUACAAAGCCAGAGAGGUCACAGCAGUGUUGAGUCAAUGUCAUUUUGGUUGUCUAUAGAAGAUUUAGACGAGGGUGAGAGAUAAUAAACCAGUAAAAUUAAGUGUCGACACCUUUGUGCAUGUGCAGCGUUUUAUAUGCAGCUUGUAUUUCUCUUGGAGCUCCACCCUGGAGGAGAAGUGUCUCUCUCUGCCUGUCUCAUUGUUGGAGGUUCAGCUGAGGGUGUGUGUGCAUGUGUGAGUGAGUGCGUGUGUGUGUGUUUCAUAGUGUGAAGUUUGAGCAUGCCAUGUGAGUGAGCUGGUUGAUCUGCAUAUGUGAGAUGCUGCAGGAAUGAUGUCUUUUGUUUUUUUUAUUAUUAUUGGUCUUGGUUACACUGUAUGACAUAUUGUUGUCAUUGGAUCGGAGCUACGAAUGUAACAAAUUUUACAGCCCAUAAACUGCGUCAGUCAAGAGCGGGCAGGGCAGGAACUUACUCGCCUGAAGAUGAAACCAGGGUUAGAUAUGAGAUGCGAACAAGCUUCCAGUUUCAAAUUUUCAUUUUAUGUUUGAUCGCUGUUAAUGUGAAGCUGGUUGUUACUUCAGUGAUUUUUUUUAUGAAGCACUCUUUUAGUUUUCAUAAAAUAACCCCUUGCAGAGCUGAAAGCAGAAAAAAGUUACCUUGAUUAAAUUUCACUUCAGUUGGAAUGAAGUCACUGGUCUGUGAAUCUACUCAAAUAGCUCUAUAGAUACUUUACUGUAAAUGCGCGUACAGCUCCUGUGAGGAACUUUCAGUUUAUGUGAAUUUUGGUGCCCUCAGUCCGUUUACAGAGUAGUCUUUGCUCACUGUGAGUAUUCAGUGCUUAAAAACACGUCUGUUUCUUCAGCUGUUCUGCAGACACCUACCUGCUCCCUCUGGGCUAAAGUCUUAAAAAUAGUCACAGAUGGACUUGUUUGCCUUCAUUUAUUCCAAGUGUCAACUUGAAAUUAGACAUUUUUUAUAAACGUCAAGAAUAGAGAACUUACCUUGUAACCGGGGAUGGGGAGUGACAUAGCUCCUAUGUUAUGUAACACUUGCACUAGUGUUUUUUAUACUUUUGUCGAUGUUAAAUGUAUUUCUUUCUUUUUUCUUUUAAAUUGCUGAUUUUAUCUUUUAUUCUCACAAAAAUCCUCCCAGGGACAGGUGUUGCGAAUUAGCAUUUGUUAUCAUACUUGCAUGGGAAGACAGCUCCCUGUAGGGCUGGGUGACGAACCAAAAAUUUACUGAUACCAAAAUUUAUGACAAUAAUCAACGUCAUUUUACCCAUAUUGGUAUAUUCGGUGUCAGAAAAAUAAAUAAAUAAUAGUUGGUUUUGGAUGUGUGUAGGUGGGCUAGGGGUCUCAUGUCCCUUUAAGACGCUGUUCUACAUUGGAGACGUGACUUCAUCCCAUCCAGUCCGUAACAACAGUCCUUGAAAGUGGCAAAAUAAUUGCAUAAAUGGAUCCAGGGGAGUCAUACUAUCAAUAUUACUGCCACAGCCUCAUCUAUUGGCUUAUCUUUUUUUGCGUAGGGGGUGCAGUGGAGUAGUUAUCGUCCAUUUAUCGUUAUCGAGGUGAACUGCUCUAUAUAUUGUGAUAUUGAUUUGAGGCCAUAUCGCCCAGCCCUAGGUCCUGGUUUGUCUUUAUAAAUUGUGUCUGUUUGUCUCUGUACAUCAGGCUAUAAGAUUUCUGGAUUGCUUACCAUAACCUGAAAUCUGUCUCUGACCCCAACUGGAGUAGCUUCCAACAAACCUCUACAUCUGAACAAUUGUAUGUUCUUCCCCAUUUGAGCUCAUGUUAUUGUGCCUUCACUAAAUCAAAAGCCUUACAGGAAAUUAUCGAUCCUGGGCUGCUGCUUUUCUCUCAGCCUGUUUGUUCGAGCUUUGGAAGAAUAAAUAGAGUCUUUAUACAGUCUACGCCAGAAUAUACAGCCAAGCGCCUUUUUGUUUGGUUGUACGUUAGCAGGAUGUUUGUUUUAUUAGGGUGGAGAACUACCCUUGAUCUGCUCAUUUGGUUCCUUCUUGUGCUGGCAUGACUCAUGUAUCAUUGUGCUGACACACUGAAGGCAGAGACCUGCAGGAGGAUGUGCAAACAUAAAGUGAUACAUUCAUUAGUAGUGUUGUCAUACUGUGUCUCUACAGCUUUGGCCUUUUGACUAAUAAAGUAGACAUAAUGGGUCUGUUUCCAAAUUUGUUAGUGUCUCAGUCUGUUGCAGAUUGUACACCAACUUUUGAUUGGCAGUCAUCUUAAAGGUUUGUUGUGCUAAGAGACAAUAUGCUGGAAAAUUCAAGCUACAUUUCUGUGGUUUGAAGCGCACGUGGGUGAGUGUGUGAUCCAACGUUCAGUCAGCUUUAUUUAAACUUUGCACAGAGAGGACCAAACUCCGCGGGCGCCUUGGGGAAGUUGAGAUUAAAAAUACAAAACAGCAGAGAUUCAGGGAUCAAAAAAGAAAAAGAAAAAAAACGGCUGCUGCAAUAACGUGAUUGGGCUUGUUUUGAUCCUGUCUGCUACAAAGGCAGGUGGAGUUGAACUCAGUCUUUCUGUCUGAUAAAGCAUCAACAUCAACAAAGACCUUACAAGUAGUGCUUAAUUAUUUGAUGAUUCAUUUAUCAACUUUCUACAAGAGAAGUCUUUGACUUUAGGAAGCAUAUGAGCAUGAUUUUGGUUUUACUUACAUUUGUUGUAGAGAAUACUCUCACGCAGUUAUCCCUAAACUGGGGGCACAACCAUCCAGAGUUGUGACAAAGGCUCAAAGCAAAGCUUCAAAAUCAGUGUCAGCAAUGCAGGGUCAGUUCACACCAACUGAAUUUAGUCGAUCAAAUGAUAAAACAUCAUCACCUUUUCAAAUCAGCAACAGAACUACUUCACAAAUUUAUUUUUCACCAUUGUAGGCCUGACAUGCCUUAUGUUGUGCUAUAACUGCAGCUGUAUGCCUCCAGCCAAAGCUACUGCUGUAACACUCUGAUGCUCUACUGACUGUAUGUAAAUAAGCCUAAAUGAUGGACGGCAUCUUGAAAGGGGAAGACAGAGUUAUACUUAGGCUGUGUCUGGUUAAAAUUGCAUAUGAACACUUCACAAGAGCACCAGCACAUGCAUGUAGUUACCAACCUGCACGGAGGAUCAAAGCCUGGUGGUGCUAGCUUUGCUAGCAUUAGCUGCACGCGAAUAUCAUUUACCCACAGACACUGGAAUCCUGUGUUUGGUGGUGUUAGAUAAAUUGGGCUCAAUGUUGACUGUUUUCUGGAUGUUUUUUUUUAGCUUUAGGCUCCAUGUUUAGUUUGAUUUUAGUUCUUUUAGAGGCUGUUUUGUCAGAUUAGUUUGUUUGACUUUAGGGAAUGAUUUUAUGACAAACUUGUACAUUUUAAAACAAAGUGUGAUCAUCCUUUUUUAGUGCAUUCAAUAAAACAAACCUCAGCUUAAGUUGAAGUCAAUUGCUCAGCAAGUAACAGGUGUGCAUGUAACACCAACAGUACCACAUACCAGCUCCGUCCAACAAAUGACAGCUAAUGUACGGCUAAAAGUUAAAAAUGGUCGAUCAUAAUGCACAAGGAGUCAAUCAACUUAUCAAGUUAUUUGCUUUAGAAUAUGCAGAAAAAGAACAUUUAAGCAAAUAAUAUCUUCUGCAGUUCAGAGAAAAAACAAUCCCGUAUCAUAAACACUAGCACUGAAUGCCAUGCCAAUGUUACAAAUGAAACAACACACUCUGGCUCGGAGUUCAUCUCCAAGCAGGCAAAGUCGCUCAACCUGAUUCGGUUUUGUUUUGCAUUUAGCCAACUAUGAUGCCAACCAGCUAUGCUGCACGAACUCAAAACGUUCUGCUCAACCACACGUGACAAUGCUUACAGCUGUCCGCCGUCAGUGUUUGAAAUCAUCCACUGCACGCUUUUAAAGCCACAGCCAAGCAACAGGAGCUCUAUUCCCAAAGUUCAGGAAAGUCUUGGUUGAGAGAAGCUGACUGAGACUAACUGAGAAGCCAAACAAAUGCUUCUGUGCUCACAUUUGUGACUGUUGAACAGAAUCAGCCUCUGUGCAGCUCAGCUUUUAUUUCCUAUCACUACCUGUUCAGGCAUGCUCAGUAAAAGCCAGAGUCUCUGUUGUACAUUCCAGCUCUGAGGCUCUGCUCCAGGAAUAUGUUGUAAGGAACAGAGUGUGUUGCUGUUUUACGGUCCCCAUAGCUGGUGUCAGCGUUGAUUGGCAUUCAUGUUUUUAAGGCCUGUGCCGACACGCCCAGUUUCACCUCUGUCAUGUAGGUGUUUGAGGAAAACCAGAGCAGUGAAAGAAAAAAAACUUCUCCUGAGGGUGAUAAAUGGCCUUACAGCCUGACCCCUGCCCUCUCUGCAGAUUCUUACUCGCUGGACUCAUGCACACACAAACAUUCACCUUUAUACUUGCUGUACAUGCUCCUAGUUGUGAUCAAUGUUAAAUUGUAGGGGAUUAAUGGGAGUGUUUUGAUUCAAUACAUUUCACUGUCUUUGGUGCUAAUUCAGUUGAAAGACACAUCAAGAGAAAAUCACACAAAUCUCUAAAUCCACAGAGCAAUUAUUGUCUUCUAAACAAACAACUUAAUGUGUGUGACUUUAUAAGACGCUAAAAGAACCUGGCAGACCUCCGUUUUUGCCUGUCUUUGAAUGAUGGAGUUAGCAGUGUAGGGCUGAAUAUUGCAAUAGCUGUGUUGUCACCUCAAAAGCCACAUUGCAGUAUGUGGGAUGUCACUCAAAUGACCAGAAACACGUCAAGCUGUCACCACUUCCUCGUUAUGCAGAGUUAAUCUAUGAUAAAAGAGGUCUGAAACCCCUUUGAAGCAGCCUCUCCCUAACACACAGAGCACUGACCACUGUACAGGCAGUCUCUGUAUGCGUCUCACAUGACCGUAGAAUGUAAACAUGCACACAAACCAUAUAUGUUUCAUCAACAGAAAUUACUGACUGCAUUAUUAGUGAAGAUUAAUGGUGAAAGUGAUAUUCCGGCUUCAAAUUAUUUAGGGUCAAACACACCGUAACACCGAGUUAGACACCCCGUCGAGAGAUGAAUCUUGCUUCUCUAGUUAUACCAACUUUAGUAACAACCGCAGAUAGCAUUACAGAGAGCCACACGCUCAACCAAAACGCCAUUCUUUAGCCACUGAAAUGCUCAGAACAGCACCUAACUUCAUCAACAGUACAUAUAGGGUCCCAGCCAUAGUACUAGCCACCAAACAUUUUUUUUAGCUUUGCCUGAUUCUUUAGCAAAGAGACUAAACACAACUCCUCCAGCAGCCGCUUGUUCGCACAGAGACCUCCAGGCGAGUUCAUUGACUGCAGCGCGGGGGAGGCAGCUCAAGGAAGAACAUUUAUGAUCAUAACUUCAUGGAAAUGCAAUCAGACCAAGACGCUAAGGCAAAAGAACUACUGCGUCUGCAAUGUAAACUGAUUAAUAUGGUGAUUAUUACCUCAAGGAAAUGAUAAAGUAAUGAUCAUAAAUGUUCUUCCUUGAGCUGCGUCACCCCGCUGCAGUCAAUGGACUCACCUGGAGGUCUCAGUACAAAUAAGCAGCUGCUGGAAGAGAGACAGUGAGUUGUGCUUAGUCUCUUUGCUAAAGAAAUCAAACUUAAUUUUACGCCGGAAUAUUCCUUUAAGUUUGAGUAGACACAUGCUAUUCCAUCUGUUUUUGCUACUCCCCUACGCUCACAUUAAUUUGGUAUUUGAUUCAUGUAUUUUUGCAAAAAUCAUUGUAAUAUUGCAGAAUGUAAAAAACUGUGGUAGCGGCUGUGAUAGAAGGUGGAGCAGGGACACACACAGCAGAUAGGAAAAACUUCAGAAAUAAACCCAGCUCUUUUCCAAACAUUUGUACAGAGAUAUGGAGAUGUUUAAAAGUUCUGUAUAGCAUUUUCACUGUCAAAUGGGUAGAUAACAGCUUCUCAUUUUUCAGUUUUGGCCACAUUGCAUUGCUUACUUCACCAGAUAGAUCUGCUUUUCUACAGACUGGUGUUUUUUAGUACUAUGAAAUAUUAAACUACAUAUGAUCUGAUUUUAAAGCACUUGGUAUUGAAAAGGGUUUAACAUUUUUGUAAACCUGGCACUCUAGGUAGCCAAGAUAUGAAAUUGUUGUGAUGUUAUCUGGCAGUUUAAGAGUUUUGAGUUUAUUAUUGUACUGGAUGAGUUAGCUCAUGACACACUCUCUCAGUAGCAACAUUAGCUGUGUUUGCUAAUCCAUGAAGUACUUUGCAAUAGUAGCUUUAGGCAAUUUGCGGUUUGAUCAGGUCUUAUAUCAGAAUUUUGAUGUUCAAAAAGGGUUUCGUAAUCAGUAUUGUCAAAAAUACAACAAAAUUCUUCCAGUGAUGAUUCUUCAUAAACUUUGGAAAGGGCGCAGUAAACUUGCUACCUGUGCAUGGACGUACCUUAUUUUCCAUUCAGACGAUAAACUGCGAAGCGGGGUGCUGCUGCUACUACUACUGUUGUCCAUUUAACGCCCUCAUUUUUUGAUGAACGGCGAACUGAGCCGCUCAUUUUACAACUUAUGAGUGAGCAGCUCAUUCAAGAUUCAGUCAACGACUGCUCACAGUCAGGUAGGAUCCGAGAAUUGCCGAGAGCGGCUUCUACGGCAGCCGAAGCCGGACAUACAGCACCCGGCGCUACUAGGUUCUAUCUAGCUAGCAGAGGCGGUGUUGGUGAAGCAGCUAGCUAGAACAUUGUUCGUAGAUUUGUGAACAAAUCGGGGCCGAUCACAUCCGAUGUGAUUUUUAGUGUUUCUUUAGCGUCCCUGUUUUAUUUCAGAGGAUGUAAAAGCCAUCUGUCCCACACCACAAGUGCCAUAAGUACCAUAAGUUAGCAUUUUCGUCCACCAAUGAUAGUUAUUUUAAAGUUUUCAGAAUUGCUUAUUUCCCCUUACUUAAAUGGUGAAACACACUAGAAUAGAUGUUUUUCUUUUCAUUUUUCCUUUGCUGAUAGAUAAUGUAGGUGCAGCCAAAACAAAAUGAAUGUUAUCUACUUUAAAAAGAAAGUGUGUACAUCUGUGUAUUCUAUUGUGCAUACUACUGUUUAUCUUAAGUUCAGAGGACUUUUGCACAUAUCCCAUUAUGAGUAUGUUCUUCAGUGAACACUGAAAGGACACAUUUUAAAUAUGCUAUUAUCAUAUAAGAGUAUUAUUUAUAAAAUUUCUCAAACAUUUUAAACAUACGUGGUUAUACAUUUGUUCUUUAUGAAUGUUUUAACACUACAGGUAGCCUACUCAGGUAACAAAAAUCAAGUAGGGCACCGAUUGAGUUCUGUGGGGACCCAGUCAAAAUCACUACCCAUGGGUCUCUGGAACUUACUACUUUCAAAAGCUAUCAACAUUACUGUUCUUCUCAAGGAUUGUCCACCCUGCCUUUAACACUUUAAUUUCAUGUUCAUAUCAUACCUGGGACUUGAUGAACAGCUUCUUAAAGAAUAACCAAGUGAGAGGAUACGGAUGAAUUCAACAGAUCUGAGAGCAGGUUCAGAGAAUGUCAUUGGUGACACAGAAAAUGUCACCUGCAGCUCAUGCAAAGCAGUUCUUCUUCUGCACAGUGACAGUGUUCAGUUGGCUUUGAUAAGUACAGACCACAAGUUAAAUAGUCGCUUCAUCACUUCAGAGAGGAAUUUGAAUCCUCUACAGUACCUGUUGUUUCCUCCUUGAUAACUCGCCAAUAAAACGAUCAACUGCUGCUUUACAUCGCUGUAACAUGAUGGUUUGCAAAGCACCUUGCUAAUCAGCUCAGGUAACAGGUGACCUCAUUGCACUAUUCUCUGGAGUCCGAGCUCAUCUGACUGGUCAACAUGUCAGACUGAACGUUGAAAAUACAAAGAUAAACCAUAAAAGUCAAAGCAGCAAGGCUCUCACUGUCCUCAAAGUCAUCCCCUGCGCUUUGAAACUGCAGACCUUGAUGUUUACCUUUGUUUACAGAGAAAUAAUAAGUAGUGUUAGGGAGAAUGAUCAAAUUAAAGUCUGACUGCUCUGGAUCACUGAGUUUUAGAAAGGACUCUGUUGUUAAGCCCUGUGGACUACAGCGGAGUCACCGUGUCCCUGUACCUCACAUACAUAUAAUUAACCUGCUGAGUUAAACAUCAUGACCCAGGAGGGCCACACAAAGUUUGUUCUUAAAGCUGCAGACCGUCAGACUCUAGUUACAUUACAGCAUGGUGACGAGGGGUGUUUUGAAGCAGCUAAUUUCCCUGUUGUUUGAAUGAAAUUUGAAUUCUGACUUACUGGCAAGUUCAAAAGAAAGAAAACACUUGCGAUCAGCGAAAAUUGGGCGUUUGUUAUGGCUAGCAACACCAGCCUUUGGUCUUCAGUGCAGCUUAGUUUCUAUCCGCCAUGUACUAAGCAAGUGGUUUUAAGCCAGUUUAACCAGCCACAGCUUACAUACAACUUUAUAUCCAUUUUCUUACUUUCAUCUUCGCUUGUUUACAUCCAGGUAGUAGUGCAUUAGCGCAAUAGUGGCCCUAACUAGUGCAAGGUAGCUGUGCUAAAGACUAAACACAACAUAGGAGACGAGGGAAAGCGCUCUUUAAACAUAGUCCAUUUUAUACACCAUUUUAUCUAUGACAAUACCAGCAUCGCACUUCUUUUGUUUUGUUUUGUUUGGUACAAAAACAUUAAUACUGUUCCAGCAAGCAGGCACUGUCAGUACCCAACUGCCUGCAUCUGAUCGGUUGGAUGGCAUUCACAUGGCCACAGCAUGUAGUGUGUGGUGUGUCUGAAUCUGAGCAGUGUGGAACAUCUUUGGCAUUUCUCAGCUCUCAGUUAAAUAUUUUUGAAAAAAGGAGAAAUAAAGAGAUAUUUAUGGGGCUUUAUAUUACCUUCCAUCUGUAAUGGAUUUGGUUUUUGCAACCUGCAGGCAGCAGUCUGCAGCAGCUGGGAUGAUGCUGUGUCACAUUAGUAGUCAGAGACUGAUCCGCUGCUGGGCCACUAGAGAGUCAUCAAUCACGGCCAGCUCUCCACCCCUGCAGACAAUAAAACCAGCAGGCAGCUCUCUGCUCUGAUCAGGAAUCAGAUCAAUUUUACUCAGCAAGACGAGACCUGGGAUCAGAUCACACAAAGGACAAUGAGUGAAUGUUAAAUGGCAGCUGCAAUAUAGGAGUAUGCUUCAGCUUGAUGUAAAUUAUUCCAUUUUUUAUGUACGCUAUGGCGCCUCUACCAUGCGCAGAAAAACAGACAUUCCAGUACAAGGUGUCCAGCAUUUACUCGCUGCAAGCUACUGUCGGCAGAGAUCAGCGUAAAUUGCAUGUUAGGACUUUCCGUUAAUGUGUUUGUGAUGUCUGCGGCUGAUGCUGUGCUGCAUGAAUGUUUAUUGUACUCUGGGUUUGGCUGGUUCUAUAGAGCUUUACCAUAGGAGGAAUCGUACCCAUGCAUGACCGUGGGAGCAGCAGCAGUGUGAGGGUUCAAAAGAAACGCUUUUACAUGAAGGCAGGUGGCCAAAAACUAAAAUCUAAUCACAUCCUUUUUUCAAGAUUCAAUCACUAAAUAGGUUUUAAAAUGUCAAAUGUAUUAAAGUUAGACACACAUACACACACACACACACACACACAUAUUUUUGGAUGUGAAGGCCUGGGAACUCUUCCAUAACCAGAGCGGGGUGAGCCAGGCAGGGAGGGAAAUGCCUCAAAGAAAGGGACCGUGGUAAGUGCUGCCACAUGUGCUAUUUAUACACAUGCGCACACACACACACAGACACACUUGCACACACACAGACACACACACAGUCCAGAAAAACCGUAAUCUGUUCCUUGAUCUGGCUUGGUUCGUACACAUGGAGAAUGUGUAGUGGUUUACAGGCCUGACAGUGAGCCAUAAAUUAUUUUCCUUUUUUUCUCACAGGUAAGAAUUCAGAAAUCCACUUUCACAUCAGUGACCUGGAAAUGUUUGAAACAGAUCUCAAAAGAUCUCAAAAGAGAUUUUUUUGUGAAUAUGUGCUUGGAUCAAAUUUGAGUGGAGAUCAAGGAGUACUUCUUCAUGCAUACAGCAUCUGCCUCCUUUUCCUAAAUUUGGAGUGGCUUCGUAUGAUUAUAUGCAGUCUCAAUAGUACCCAUGGUAUGGGAUGUGAUGAAGAUAUUAACUUUACAAAUUUGGUGAAUUAGAGGCACAGUUAAAGGCCUUAAGUCACAAAUGGCUCUGGUUGGUCAACUGAAAGUUGGUUGAUCUGUGUGAUACUUAUGAUUUGCAAGGACAGAAAAAAUAUCCAAAUAACAGAUAAUUGUGUUUUGUUUUUGCGGAGAUGCCUUCCCCAAACAAGUUUUAGCCACAGGACUGGUGAUGAAUUUAGAUAGCUCUACCCUCCCCUCAGAUGAGUUUUAGAGACGGAUGGGAUUUUCCAUGAAAUAGCCAUUAUUAAUUUAUAAUUUAUAGCAAUUAUCCUGAAAUGUGUAUGUUCAAAAGUCAGCUAGUUAAGUUUGGCAAAGAGAAGUCAGUUCAAUAACUUUCUUAUCAUAUAAUGUUUUGUUCUUGUGCCUGAUACUGGAACAGGAUUUGCAAAAAGAUGUUUGUCUUUGGUUUAAAUAAUAAUUUGGUUUAGAGAAACUCAUUCAACGGGGCAUCACUUGUACUAUAAAGCUACUUAAUAAUGAUACUUUAUUUAUCUCUAAUUGCAUUGUUAUAACAGCUAGAGUCUGAUAUAACAACAAACAGCUGUAUUUUCUGACUGUACCUGACAAAAACAUACUCUGACAUAAUCAAUCUUCUAUCUGGUAUACUAAAAAGCGAGGAAGUACUUGUAUUAGAAUGCGGUCUUAGGAAGCUUGGAGCAGAAACGACUUCCUGUCUGGCUUUGGCUCUCCCCUCCUCGCUCUUUGGUCACUUCCUGUCUUUGUGAGCCUUCCCUGAGUCACAGACAAAACAACUUCCUUCAGACAGUGAGGAAAUAAAACCACACACAUGCACAUGGCUGCUUGUGUAUGACAGACUCCACAGGCAUGCUGCGGGUAAACUAGCUAUCCAUCAAUCACUGGCACUGCUGCAUUUUUUUAAUGUGUUGGCAUUUCAAGAGGAAUAAUCUUAAUUGUCUUUGAGGGUUGGUAGUGUAGUGUUCAGAUUAUGUCGUAUUAUUUCUCUUUUACUGCAGAGAGACUGACAAAACUGUCAAACCUAACAGCUAAGAGAGAAGUAGGUCCCAAAGUCAGCAUGAUUAUAGGAACAGUUAAAGUAAAACCACUUUAAAUAAUAAAUAUACCAGUAAUACUUUGUGGCACGAGACAUUUACUUGUGCGCACUCCAAAUUAACCAGUGAUAUUUUUCAUUAACUGAUUACUGUGAUAUUGUUUAUGCUUUGGUUAUAUCACUUUGACUUUUAUGUUGAUAAAGGUUAUCUGAAUUGAACUACUGAUAAUCUGAUGCACAUUACAACAUUGUUUUGCAAAAAUUAAAAACCGGUCACUCUUCAUUAUCAUCGGGAAUUUUACUUCACAGUAUAAUAAUCUGGACACAGAUAAUAACAUGACACCCGGACACAGUAAAACAAACUGCGCACAAUAGAUAAUAACUUGCAGUACAAUUGUAAAACUUUUUAAGACAGAUUUUAACUUGUUCAUGAGAUUGUUCCACAAGGUAUUAUAUUGUCCAUAUCAAACUGUUAUCUAAGUGCAGUUUUUAGCAUACAGCUCUAAUGAAGUAUAAGAGUUCAAACUUGGCAUCAUUCAUGAGUCUCACUUUCUCAUUUUGGAUGCAAAUUAACACGAAACCUCAUUUCACCUCCAUUAAACUUGAAAAAACAUUAAACUUUUUUGCCAACGAUAGUGAAGGAUGCACUCUGUUUUUCACACAAACACACACUGCACAAUCAGCUGGGCGGAGCAGCUGAUCACAGACUGAAGGAAUGACGUAACACAAAACUUUGCCUGAUGAUACGAGUGUUCCUGGUGUUGACGUUCCUUAGUUUAUCUCUGAAUUAAGGUGAUUACGCAGCAGACUGGAGUCUCCUAUUAUAGUAAAAAAAUAAAAAAAAACAGACAAAAGGGCUGACAUCAGCACACAUCCAAGCACUAACGUAAUGAAGUCUACUUACUCCACGUCAUUCACAGCAUGUGGAAGUAUUUAUCAUGCAUCAUAUCAGGGUGUGCACUGAAACAAAGGACAGGCACCAUUUAAGCAGUAAAAGAAACCACAUUAAAAAGACUGAUCUGUCUACCUUAUUUAAUAUAUAUAUGGGCCAAAUAUAUCCAGAUUUUUUUGUACACUUAGGCUCGGUGCUAAACAUAUGGAUACAUGUGGGUUGAGUAAUUGGAUUUUAUUCCCUCCUCUGCAUGUACUGAUAUGUGUUCAUCACAGCUAGUUAAUAAGUCAGGGCAGAUUUCUUGUGAUCUAAUACUCAAACUCAAUUUUAAUGCUUAAAGUUAUUAAAGUGUUGUCAGCAAAGUUUUAGCAUGGAUGCUGUGGUGAGGACUAUGAUCUCUUUCUAAAAAUUUUCAGUCAAAAAAAUCUCUUCAAAAGAAACAGAAAAGGGCUUUGUUUACUAUAUUUGCCCCUUUACAAGACAAAGCCAAAGCUAAAAGAGAAGGGCAAUGAUGCUAUUGUUUACCGACCAUCAAACUGAAACAUUAAAAUAAGGGCUUGGUCAAAAAAAGGCAAACUUGUGCGUCAGAAAGAGUGACUCUUAUGGCCACAGGAGAAACACGACAAAAGAGUGAUGCACAUUUAUUUAAAGAAAGAACUAUUCUCAAGGACAGACUGCUUAUUGUAGGUGUGUUUUAUUUUUAUCUCACACACCUGUUUUACACUUUUUUGUUUGGAUGUUUGACUUUCAGCACUUAGUGUCCCUCACCUCUUUAACGUCCUUGAAAGAAGGGCAGAGGCAGCUCCAGAGCGGGUGUAUUUUCAUCACUUUUACACCACCACAAACCACAAAAAAACAACUUCCUUAAAAUGCACACACAGCACCGAGCUCUCUGGUAGUAGCUUCUAUUGUCUCUUCAGCUAGGAGGGGCAGUAACCAUAGCAACCACAUGUAAUCUGUCCUCUAACAAACAAUCAUCUUCCUGUUUUGAGGGAUGACACAGCUGCGUGUGGUAGGGGCAGGGUCUCUGUGUGUGUUUUCCGACACUCCAGGAACUGUUACUGAAUAAACUGUUGGCCAAAAUUAUCCUGUAGACCGCCUCACAGAUGUGACGCAGACAUAAUGGAAACUGUUGUUAUUGUUUUUCAUUUUCUUCAUCUGUACUGAAUCACAGCAGAGUGUUACAGGACCAACACAAAGAAAUCAUAUAAUGCAGAAAAUCAUCCCAUUACUCUCUAUUUUCAGUGAUGAGACACAUUCGGUGACCAUAAAAGUGUCUUGUUAUGUCAUGUGACUGAUCUAGGUUUAUUCUUGUCACCAACAGGUCUCCCAGAGGAGCAGACAGUCCAGACACCGGCCUUUACUGAUGCUGUGAGACUGCACAGACAAGCCAAGGGACACUAUGGGACCUGGGAUAUGAUGUGUGGAGAGCCCCCACAGGUCAGGACCACACAGAUCAAGUAUUUCAUUGCUGUGUCGUAGUUCAGAGGCUGGAUCCUCUAAAGUAUGCAUUUUCAGAUGGAGAAAGAUCCUCAUGGCCUUUGCGUUUAAGAAUGAACAUAAGACACAUCGUAACUCUGGUGUCAUGAAAGAUGGCCUUCUUUACCACUGGCAGAGAUUUUACACUUACUGUUUUUGAAUGCCACCUUACCGGUGAAAUCAGUCAAGGCCCGGAAACAGCUCAUGUUUUCCUCUCAGAAAUAGCCUUAAAACUUGGGAUAUUCCUCCUUGAAAUUGCAUGUUUUUUUACAGGUCAGAGAUGAUUUAAGAGCUUUUCAGCAACAAUUUGUAAGCAGGGCCUUUGAGUGCCAGUCCAAAGUUCAGGUUCAGGUCAUAGUUUCACUUGCAGAGAGGUAGCAGUGAUGGAUGCGGUGCUGGUUUCCAAAUCAAUUUAGCUCAUGAAAACACUCCAGCUACAUCAUGCACACACCCCUUUCUCUCACCAAAGUACAAGAAUGCACCAACACAAGACCUUCAAAGAGUCUGAGGGAAAAAAGACCCACCCCUCAACAUACCAGCAAUCACAGGGACACACACACAAACACACACACACUGUUAAUAGGGGUCUCCUCUGUGAAAGAGACCCUUUCAGGACCCUGUUUGAGCUCAAUAGUGCCUCUGUGUGUUUACUGCAGUCACUUCAUUAAUCUUCAUGUUUCCUGUUUGUAUCCGCUUCGCUGUAGCCCCCUGAAAUUAAUGUGUUUACUUAGUCAACUUUAAAAGCUUUAGCAGGAUGAUCAGUAUUUUUUUGAUAAAAACUGUAUAAGUAACUUACUGGAAAUGUACUUUGUAUGCGCACAGUACGAAAGAGGAUUAGGGCCACAAGAAGAGAAAACAAUAAUUACAGGAAAGUUUUUUUUUUUUAAUUUCCAUUUCAAGAUUAAAGUCAGAAUUUCGAGAUUAAAAUCGAAAUUUGAAAAAGUUGAAAUUUCAAUUUUAUUCAUGUCGACUUUAAUCUCGAAAUUUAAAUUUUUUUAAUCUCGAAAUUUCUACAUUAUUCACAACAUUUCGAAAUCUCAAAAAUUUGACUUAAAUCCUGAAAUUUCUAUUUUUAAUCUCAAAAUUUUAACUUUAUUGACAGUAAAAAGUAUCAAUUUGAUUUUUUUGAAAUUUGAAAUUUCUACUUUAAUCUCCUUUUUAUAGUUAUUUUUUUCUCUUGAUGUGGCCCUUAUCCUCCUUUGUAGAAAAGUAAAAAGGUUCUCAAAUAUUUAUGAACAUUUCUUACUUCCACUUUUAUUUUUGUCCAUAAAAAGAAUAUAUACAAUAUAGACUGAAUUAGAGGUGUGGUGAAAAACACCCAAAUUUGCUAUUACUUUAUGCCUUAAACAUAGUGAAUAUUUUAACAGCACAUUACCUUUUUAAACAUCCAGAGUUAACAAAUUGACAUCGUAGCUUCAGUAUAACUUGUAACAACAAUACUGACUAUUUGAUAGACAACAAUCAUGUAAACAAGUCAAAAUAAAUAUAACUAACUUAUAUUUAUGUUAAUUAUAAAGCGUAGAUAUGAAUUUCUUUUCAGAUGAAAUAUUGUAAGUGUGUGAAUACAUGACUGUUGUAUUUUGUGUGUGCAGAUUCUGGCUAACCUGGUGAUGGAGACCCUCCAUCCAGAACUGAGAAACGUGAUCGGUCCUCGUCUCAAAGGGAAGAUGCAGCAAAGACAGAGGAGCUGGAUGUUGGUGAGUUCCUGUCCCCUCAGAGACACACUGCAGGCAUAUUUCACAAACAAAGGAGAGAGACAUAAAUGAGUCUAAACCAAUUCUCUUUCCAACAUCUCUCCUCUCAGAUAUCUGAUGCGGUGUAUAAGCAGGUGCUGGCUCAGACCACUGGGCAGUAUGAUGCACUCGUUGUAGGCUGUGAAGCCCAGAGAGUACAGCUGGACACCAGACUGCGGACAGACAUGGACCAACUCAUCACAUCUAAGGAACACGUCAGCAACAAGAUACGAGGUGAGAUCUACACGCAGGUGUCCCUCUGUUUGAGUCAGUCACUAUCAGUCAGAGGUAAUGAACUAUAAUAAAGGCACCAUGUUUAAUGAUGUUUUCAUCAAAGUUUUGUCUGUUAAUCGGAGGCAGUAUUUAAGUCAUUUUGUUUAAGUUGUUGUCGUAUAACCAUAUUAUUUGCAUUGUUAUGCAGUCAGAACACAUGUGGCAUUUAACAUGCAUUAUUCCUCUAAUUCAAGAUGUCAAAACACUGCUUGACUGUACCAUGUGACCUCACCUGUAAAUACUCAAAGUAGGGCUGUCAGCCUUAGUACAUUAGGUUGAAGUGAUUAAGGACCAAAUUCCUGCACUAUUUUUUAAACUGCUCGUCAUUUUGUCCCAUUUAGCGCACUGUAGUUAAGCCCCUGCUGAGUUUUACUGUCCUUGCUGCCAUUGUGAUUAAACAAGACAGCUAAGUAAACAAGUCAUAUGCAAAGAACACUUUGUAUCAAAAGCAUUUAAAAUAUCACUGAACUCUUUUGAAUCUAAGCUGACACCCAUCAGUGAAGCAUACCGGGGCAGCCAUGUCACAGGGAGCUAAGUUUCAUGUCUAUGGUCGCAGUGUGAAACAGGGAAACCAACUAUACUGGAACUCCUGUAAACUUUAACUUAAUUAUUAUCACCCUGUGGAAAAUUUGGUUUACAGCAGGCAUCAGCAUAACAGUACAUGAUAAACAUAAAAACAUAGAACAUACAGGCACAGGGAAAAAUCCUGAGUACAAGUGAAAAAUAACGACACUAAACUACAGAAAGCCAGAAACUAAAAGAUAAAAGAUAUUUCAAAGCUCCUUAAAGUGCAUUCAGUCAUGAAGCACUGCAGAUAAAUGAACAAUUAUGAUGAAUGGACAAGGUACCAGAUAUAAGAGAUUAUAUAAGUAACCAAUAAAUGAUCAAUGAUAAUAAUUAUCCUUGCUGUUGCAUGAACUUAGUGAAUAAAAAGGUCUUAAAGAGUAAUCAAAAUUAAUUACACAGUAAACAAUUUUUCUUUACAUAUAAUUGUGAACUUUUAAAUUUUUUUCAAAUGAAUCAUUUAACUAUUGAACUUCGGCAAUUAAUCAGGAUUUAAGAGAUUAACGCUCAAAGUAAAGCUUGAAAGUUUUGCGCUGUUCAAAAACCCAUAGUUGUGUUUAUUCUCUGGAAAUCAUUAACUAAUACUCAGAUGAAAUCAAGUUUAAAGUCAGUUAAAUAUAUAUUUUUUUUAAGUCAAGAGGAGAUUAGAAAUACUAGGGGGAACACCAGGAAACUUGAAUGAAUGAACGCUGUACAUCAUGCGCUGUAUUUUGACUUGGUCCACUUGCUGCUCAUUGUAAUAUGAUCCUCUGGCCUCAGGUGAACGCUUCAUUGUUUGACUCUUUGAGAUAAAGCUGUGGGAUCUCUGGUUCACAGAUUGUUGGCAGAGGGGAAUGAUUACUCUGACGGCUGAAAACCACCACACUACUCAAGUUUCUAUCAAAUAGUUUUAGACAUUUUGUACCAACUGGGCCUUUUCUUUGUUACGUUCCAGCUUUAAUUUUACCCUCCACAAUUUCUCCUCUCUUUAUUCAGUGAGUCUCUCCUUCUGUCAGUCACUCCUCCUGAUUGAUUACCUCUGAGCAUGAGCCUGUCAGCUCUCUAUUCAAAGGUUAUCUUGGCACUGUCUGCUCAUAUUUUCAUGUGUGGUGUCCCACUGAGCUAAAGUUGCAGAGCUGCAUUCCCUCGCCUGCACUGUAUGAGCCGUUUCUGACUUUAUCCCACAGAUAGGGCUCAAAAGAGGAGUCAGCUGCACUAAAUGAUGUGAGGUCACGUUACAUGAGGGCGAUGCAAAGAUGUAAUCCAAGCUGUGAAAUGUAUCUUGUCAGCAGAUUGUGUGCUGUUGUACAGCUGGGUGCAUUGAAAUUACACAAUUGUCAUCGCAAACAUACCAACCAUUUCAACCCAUGAAACAAUCCACUUUACUCUGUGAUCAAAUAUUUGAAGAGUUCACGUGAGGUUGGAGCCGUGCCUUUGUUUUCCUCCAUACUGUGGCCUUAUUUCCCAGCACUAGCAACGUUUUUUAAAUUAAUUCUUCAUGUGUUCAUACUGCAGCUCUGGUGUUGCCCAAGGCAGAGCAAGUCCUGAACACAAACGUCCAGCCCUACAUCAGCUCCAUCCUGGAGGCCCUGAUGGACCCCACCAGCAGAGGUUUCUCCGAGGUCAGGGACGUCUUCUUCAGGGAGCUGGUGGAGAUCAGCAAGAACUCGCUCAAUGGAGGAGGCAAAGAAAAGCUCGGAGAAGUGAGUCAGGAGUCUUCGGCAAAUAUCUCUGAUGCUGUUUCUAUCUACAGAUGAGUAACGCUAUGAUUGAAGAGUGAUUAUAGUAUUAAUAAAGCACAUGACUUUAUAAGCUGUUUUAUCAACAAGGCCUGCUAAAUGAACGCAGUGUUUGUCUGUCUUGCUGGGCACUAAAAAGUUAGAGAUGUCUUGUUUGUUAAAAUUCUCUUCAGAUCAUAAAAAAGACGAAAAUCAAAUGCAAGAAAAUAAAAUAAAAAAUUGCAUCUGUGGCUGUUCAGAUCUGUUGUAGCUCACAUAAAAAGAUUUGAUGGUCUCAUGCAUGCACUGAAGGCUUCAUAGAUGUAUAGUCAUGACAGAAAAAAGUAGUAAGACACGGUCACUAAUGCAUCACAGUAGCUUUUUGUCCUCAAAAGCCACCAUCACUUCACCAACCUGAGUUUUACUAAAACAAUCGACUGUUGCCCACCUCUGUGUGUCGCCCCGCAGCACAUGGACAGGCUGUCCAUGCUCGCCUUCCACCCGGUGAAGAUGCAGAGCUGCUAUGAAAAGGUGGAGCAGCUGAAUCUGGAGGGGCUGCAGCAGAGAUUUGAGGUCUCCAACCCCUCUGUGUUCGUCAGCAGGGCUCAGAUCCUCAUGAGGGAGGUAAGGCACAAUAGAGGGUUUCUCUGAUGUAACACUAAGAUUAAACAUCUAUCUAUGUGGUGUUAGGAGGCCUUUGAAAUACUUCCUUGAAUCUAGUAAGGGAACACACACUGUCAGCUCAUCAUGUCUGUAGAAAACCCUUUAGUGACACCUGCUGGAAGAAGAGAGUGUGACAAACUUCACAACAAACUGAGCCAAUAAGGCCAAGAUCUUAUUUACAAAACUAACCAGCAUCAGAUAUUUUAUUGUGCUACUGUAUACCAUAAAAAACUUCUUCUAUGCAACAUUUGUUCCCAGCAAAUGGACAAUGCAGUGUACACGUUUGAGCAGCUGCUGAAUCAGUCUUUAGAGGCUCAGGGAGACGACGACAUCUGCAAGACCAUCCAGCGAUGCCAAGACAGGGUUCUCAAGGUAAAGAGAGAAGGACUCAAAACAGAAGUGAUAUAGAGGACAAAGAGAAAGACACAGCCUUCAUGUGUUUGUCUUCUCCCCCCUGUCAGAAAUAUGAUUAUGACAGCAGCACAGUGAGAAAGAAGUUCUUCAGAGAGGCUCUCCUGCAGAUCAUCAUCCCGUACAUGCUCCAGCAGCUGUCUCCGUCCUUCUCAUCUGUGAGUAAAGCCUGACAGCCACUCAACACUUUUCUGAUAAAUACAUAAUUUAAAACCCAAAUAUAUCAUUUACACAAUCCACAGUUUAUGGAUUGCGAUACUCCUUGAUUUUGCAGGAGCUGCCUCGCUUUAAGGAGCUAAUCUUUGAGGAUUUCUCCCGUUUCUUGCUGGUGGAAAACAUGUUUGAGGAGGUGGUGCUGCAGUCCGUCUCCAAGGACAUAAUGAUGGGUGAGGGAUGCAGAUGAAAGUGGGGGUUAGCACUGUUGUUUCAUCUUUACUUUGACCUUACACGUUUGCUUGUCCUUGUUUUCUUCGUCUAGCUGUGAAGGAGGCGGCCGUCCAGAGGAGACACAACCUCUACAGAGACAGCAUCAUCCUGACAAACAGCGACCCGAACCUGCACCUCCUCGGAGAAAACUCUCAAGUGGACUGGGCCGCCAAAUUUGGAGGGGAUGAGACAGAGGGCACUGUUGAUGGAGGAGUGGGAGGAGGAGGCUCUGGGAGCAGACGCAAGCAGGUGGUGUCCAUGAUCCAGCUGGACGGAGUUCCUUUACCCUAUGAGUCCUGCAUGGAGGUCCCAGGGGUGGAUCUCAUCCCAGAGGAGGGUGCUGAUGUGUCAGGGGUUAAAAAGGAUGAGCAAGAAGAAGAGGAGGAGGAGGAGGAGGAGAAGGAGGAGGUGAUAAAAGAAGAAGAGGAGAAAGAGAAGGAGGAGGUGAUAAAAGAAGAAGAAGAGGAGAAGGAGGAGCAAGACUUCAGCCCACUUGAGGAUCCCAAGUCUCCUGACAGUGUGCACGAGAUCAGGGACCUGAUUAACCCGGUCAUAGAGAUGAUGGUCCCUGUGUCAGAGGAGAAACAGAGCGAUGAGACCAAUGAGACGGAGCCAACCAUCAGCAAAGUCACCCUGGAAGACGGGGUGGAGGAGGAUGUCACUCAUGUGACCACCGUGGUGGAGGAUGUCCCCAGUAAAUCCCCACGAGACAAGACGUCCCCACAGUCGCUCCUCCGGCAGCUAAAAGGAAGCAGGAAGCAGAAAGCUGACACGGAGAAUACAGAGGAAACAGCCGUCAAGAACGCUGUGGAUGAAAUAAACACAGCGGUGCAGAAGGACGAAGGGAUCGCUGAGGUCUCCACUGCAGAGUCAGAUAGCGAGUCGUCGCCGAAACCACCAUCAGCUACAGACUCAAGCUCGCAUGGAGACAGCGGCUUCCAAUCGCCGACCAACGAGGGUCUGGAUGAGGGCGUGCCUGAGCCCAUAGCAAAUGGCCUCAGCAAAGAGGACAAAAUUAUUGACCCUGUAGAUGUGGAGAUGACUCUGGCGUGAGGAGACGAUCUUCUGGACAGAACUUUGAAACUUUAAGAGGAAACGUAAGAGGAUGUACCUCCAUGUGAUGAGAGAGAAGGGGAACGGAUAAGGAUUUUAUUUAAACGUUUUGUUAGCUUAAUUGUUGUUGAAAUUGCACAUCCUCACUUGUUCAUAUUCUUACUGUAUGGUAAAAGGUGUUUUCUAAAUGCAAGAUAACUAACCUUUAUAAAAGUCUUUCUCUAAUGUUGCGUAUGUUACUGAAUUCAACAUAUCAGAUUUUAAAAAGGCCCUUUAAUGCUGCAUUACAAGGUUAAGGGCUUAUUCAACCAUCAUUUACUUUUUAAACUUGCAAAGUAAGAGCUAAAUACUAGACAUUUACUUACUGUAAAACUUCUAAUAGAAGCCCCUUCAGAUUGAAGAUUUCUUUAGUAUGAUGCAGGUUGACAUUUUGAUAAUUAAAGCAGGUCUCACAGAGAAGCUUUUAUACAUUUGAAGUUUAUCAGGUUGACUGUGCAAUGAAAUAAGUAAAGAUACUCCUUUAGUAGUCCCACAAGGGGAAAUCCCCAGUGCCUGGUUUCUACUUACAUUCAGACUUAACAUCAAUUUACUGAUUGACAUUAUGGCACAGAGAAAACAGGGGCCUGAAUGCUGUCAGGUUUGCAAGGAAGUGACUUCCCCGUUGACUUUUUGGAGAACAAGCAGCAACAUUAAGCUGAACCCCAACUUUUGUCGGAGAAAGAUAGUAAAAUGCUUGACUGUGGAGUGGCAGGAGAAGGGUUAACACUCAGCAUUAGCGAACAGGGAGUGUCUUUACUACCUGAGCUGGCUCUAGAGAUGGAAAUAAAGGGAUUAAAUUAAAAACAAUAUUAAAAAAUUUCCAGUCUUUACUCAGCAGAGGUCUUUUUCUAAAGUAAUUAAAAGCCCGUCUCUUAUUAAGACUGUCCAAAUAAAGGCAAAUUGACUUUGUAGAUUGAAACAGACAAAAGCCUUGGUCACUCAUUUUGAAGUUUUACGGUAGUUGUAUAUGUUUUCAAAUCACAGUGAAGCUUUUUGUUCAUAAAUUAUAUCUUUCACAUAAAAUAAAAAAAUAGAAAAAGUUGGAAAGAAUGACAGACUGUGCCUUUAAAUGAAUUUCUUUUACGUGAUAUCAGCUUCUUUCUGGGCAGCAGGGGGCGCUACAAUCUUACCUUUUAACUGUGUGUGGGGAUUUGUAUGAGGACUUUCACUCUGUGUUUCUAAAAGACUGGUCUCUAUUUCUAAUUUCGCUCACUUUAUAACUUUUUCUGUGUUCACAAGUGGCCGUAAUGUUUCAACUCUGGAUAUUUAACCUGGAAGAAACUGUGUGGAAAAGGAAGAUGUUCAUAUGUUUUGUGGCAGAAAUAUUUAACGGUGUUGUUGUCUCUUUGCCUGUGGGUGUAGACGGCCAACAUGUGUAAAUAAUCGCGUUCAGCUCAUUGGAUUUGAUGAACUUGUAAUCAGAGAUAGACCUCCACCUGAUCACGAGGGAGAUUCUGGACAUUUGCUUCAUGAGUUUAUAUUUACCAAUAUUUUCCCUUAACUUCUUUGUACAGCCAAAAAACUUUUCUAUGAGCCAAUUUUUUCUUUUUAGAUUCUAAUCGACUUUUUCAUGUCCUCAUCUGUGCAGAAAUAUAAGCAACAACCAUACUACGAAAAACACUCACAGUUCUGCAAAUCAGGAAAACGUCUUUCUGGCUAAAGAUAAAGUUUCAUAUUUUCUUUAUUAAAUGCCCGUAAAUUGAAACAUUUGAAGCCAUUUUUUUAAAUUUUCAUGGCUGUGGCUUGUAUCUUUGAAAAAUGUAAAUUCAGUAUCUCAGAAUAAACAGAUUAUUCCUGAAGAUCAAUCAAAAACGAUUCAAAACAUGUCCAACAUCUGAAAGUGUGUUCUUAUACAGACUCAAUACUUAGCUGGGGCUCUUUUGCCAUGGGUUACUUUCUUCAGCAGCUGAUGGGAGUUAUGGGAUGUUUAUAAUUUUCUUAUUUUGUGAAGAUGCACCUGUAAAUGUUCAGUAAAAUUGAGGGGAAAGGAUGUUACAUUAAAGGUUCAUAAAGAAACCUGCUUUCAUGUGCAGGGAAAUUGGAGUCUAUGAUUCUACAUUUAAGAUGGACCGCGUGUCAAGCUGUUAGCAUAUUUUGCGAAUGUCCAGCUGAGUGGUCAUGCACCAUGAAGAGGACAUAAAAUGCUACCAGUGACUCAAGAGAAGAACGAGCAGAAAGGGCUCCUUUUGCAGGAAACAAGAAGAGAAGCCUGAUAAAGAUUAAAAUAUAACAAAACAUCUUGAAGGUAAAAACCUGAAAUAAUUUGACAUAAGAGUUCACAAAAACAUGUUGAAAUUAUGUAUGUAAAGACAGAGUGUAAUAUUUGAAUAAAAGUACAAACUGUUUAACAUCUAAA